Messenger RNA from Pedinophyceae sp. YPF-701, 1935 nucleotides. The record is from the annotation of a GenBank genome assembly. Lineage: Eukaryota; Viridiplantae; Chlorophyta; Pedinophyceae.
AUGGACGACAGGCCGGUCGUGGUCCGCGACGCCGGGCGCGGCUCCGGCGCCGUGCCGCAGGUGUCGAAGAAGGAGGCCCAGAAGCUGCGCCGAAAAGAGAUAGAGGCGGCGAUGGCGGAGGCCGAGGCGAAGAAGGCCGCGGUCGCGAACGACGACGACCGCGUGUUCGACGUGUCGUACGAGGCCACGGGCAUGACGGAGGAGCAGCUCGCCAACGCGACCGACAUCAAGGUCUCCAAGCUCACGAUCCGCGCCAAGGGCAAGCUGCUGCUCGAGGACACGGCGCUGACGAUCGCGAACGGCCGGCGGUACGGCCUGGUCGGGCCGAACGGCCAGGGCAAGUCGACGUUGCUCAAGAUGAUUGCCAAGCGCAGCAUUCCGGUGCCAGCGUCGAUCGACGUGCUCAUGGUGGAGCAGGAGAUCGUGGGGGACGACCGCACGGCGCUGCAGGCGGUCGUCGAGGCCGACGUCGAGCUCAUGCGGCUCCGCGCGGAGGAGGACCACCUGCAGCGCAUGAUGAAUGACCUCGAGAUCAAGGAUGAGGACAAGACGCUUCCGGACGGGUCCGCGUACGACCACGACACGGCCGCGGACCUCCUGAACGGCGUGUACGAGCAGAUGGACGUCAUCGGCGGCUCCAGCGCCGAGGCGCGCGCGUCGAAGAUCCUGCACGGCCUCGGGUUCACGCCGACGAUGCAGGGGCGGUCGACCAAGUCGUUCAGCGGCGGGUGGCGCAUGCGGAUCUCGCUGGCGCGCGCGCUGUACGUGCAGCCGACGCUGCUGCUCCUGGACGAGCCGACGAACCACCUGGACCUGCGCGCGGCGCUGUGGCUGGAGGAGUACUUGCAGCGGUAUAAAAAGACGCUCAUCGUGGUGUCGCACGACCGGUACUUCCUGAACGAGGUGACCACGGACAUCAUCCACCUGCACGACUUCCAGCUGCACCAGUACCGCGGCAACUUCGAGCAGUUCGAGGGCAUGUAUGAACAGAAGCGCCGCGAGGUGAACAAGGAGUACGAGAAGUUCGCGAAACAGAUGAAGGCCGCGAAGCAGACGGGCGGGAAGGCGGCGCAGAAGAACGUCGAGGCGAGCGCGAAGAAGAAGGCCGAGAGCAAGGGCAAGGGCAAGGGCAAGAAGCAGGCGGCCGGCAUGGACGCCGCCGACGACGUGGUCACCGCCGCGCCGCGCAAGUGGCACGACUACUCCGUGCGCUUCGACUUCCCGGAGCCCACGCUGCUGCCGCCGCCGCUCAUGCAGCUCAACGACGUGUCCUUCAAGUACCCCGGCCGCGAGGACUUCGGCAUGCGCGACCUCAACGUCGGCAUCGACAUGGGCUCGCGGAUCUGCAUCGUCGGCCCGAACGGCGCCGGGAAGACCACGCUGAUGAACCUGCUCUCCGGGGACCUCGAGCCGACCGAGGGCUUCUCGCGGCGCGACCCCAAGCUGCGCAUCGGGCGCUACAACCAGCACUUUGUCGACGCCCUCACCAUGGACGAAACCCCGGUGUCCUACCUCAUGAACAAGUUCCCGGAGCUCGGGUACACGAAGGAGAACAUGCGCGGGAUGCUCGGGCGGUUCGGGCUGUCCGGCGCGCACCACCUGCAGCCCAUUCUGAAGCUUUCUGGGGGCCAAAAGGCGCGCGUGGUGUUCACGGCCAUUGCCCUGAGCGCGCCGCACAUUCUGCUGCUGGACGAGCCGACCAACCACCUGGACAUGCAGUCGAUCGACGCGCUCGCGGACGCGAUCGAGGAGUUCGAGGGCGGCGUGGUGAUCAUCUCGCACGACUCGCGCCUGCUGUCGUCGGUGUGCGAGGACGUCGAGCGGUCCGAGGUGUGGAUCGUCGACGACGGGACGGUCACGCCGUACAAGGGCGACUUCGAGGACUACAAGGACGAGCUCAUCAAGGAGAUCGUCGACGAGCUCGAGGCGGAGUGA